Paramisgurnus dabryanus is the source of this 3728-nucleotide messenger RNA. RefSeq names its product inhibitor of DNA binding 2a (gene id2a). NCBI's taxonomy places the organism in Eukaryota, Metazoa, Chordata, Actinopteri, Cypriniformes, Cobitidae. The record is from RefSeq and is a predicted model, not a curated record. Gene Ontology annotation, cellular component: cytoplasm; nucleus. Gene Ontology annotation, biological process: cell differentiation; negative regulation of transcription by RNA polymerase II; circadian regulation of gene expression. Gene Ontology annotation, molecular function: transcription regulator activity; protein dimerization activity.
GAGAGAUAGACCGAGCGAGAGAGAGGGAGAGAUCCGAUACGAUAGAUGCGUGCGGAGAGUGCGACUCAAAUCUGGCUUAUAAUAAAACCGCCGCGAAGUCUUCACUCAUGAAUCGAGCUGAAAUGAGGCUAUUUGGACAGAAAUUCUUUGUUUAAGGAAGUUAAGGAGAGGUUUGGGUGAAUGGUUUUAAAUCGCACGUUUCUAUUAAUAAAUAAUUUGCCUAGUUUUAUUGCUUUGUUAAGAAUUUAAAACCGUUUGCAUUUACGUAAGUGUGCUCGACAUUGCGAGUUUUGGGGGUAAACCUGUUAUAUAUUUUUUUUAAAGUUUAGUUUUUUCUGCUGUAGUCUAUUUGUGAUACACUCUUUUCAUGUUGUGAUAAUGAACAUUGUCAUGGAAGAUCGCAGACGACAGUGAGUAUGUGGGUAAAGUGCUACUCUAUGGGAGCUGCUGGUGUUUGUUGACGGGAGGAAUUGUGCAGCUGCAGUGAGCUGGAACAGCAGAGGAGGCGGUACAGACAUCCUGACUCCAUCCCGUGGAGAACUCAUCAACUUUCUGCCAACUUUAGAUUGUUUUCUUGUCAUUAUCUGUGUUAGCAUUGUGACCGGAGAAAAAAAUGCUGCAUUUGAGAUGGGCGCGUGCGGUUUAAAACUUGUGUAAAAGGUUUUUCGUAAUUAAACUCCUUUGUCAAACUUCAAAGCUUUUGAAAUAAAUAGAAUUCGCUUUGUGUACGUUAUUUAUAUUAUUUGUUAAACAAACAACCUAACUAAACUGCUUUUGCGCACUUAAUAAUGCUAACUGAAGAGAAGCGUGCAUUUAAAUCAAGGUAACUUUAGGUUAGCCUGUUCUUCCUUCAUUUGUUUCAAAGUAAACCGUUUCAAAACUGCAAGGCGAAAGGAGUUCUCCAAGUUAAACGUAACCAAAGAAAUGCAAAUGAAUGCAGGUGUGCGGGCCUCGGAGCGCUGGAGACCCGAGGUUACCGAUCUCUCAGCGCUCGGGCCCCAUUGAUCAGCUGAGAAGCGGCGCUAACUAACUGCCCCCGUCUCCAUAGCAGCCGCCUGGACGGCGCCGCGAGGACUGGCUGCAGGGCCGCUGUGAAUGGGUGACGUCACGGGGCUGGCGCCAGAGAGUCUGCGAGAGCGUGAGCUCGCGGCGCUGCUCUGUAGUACUGCUUUGCUUGGUGCCAAUUCAUCACCUGUCAGGGAUCAGUCAGGGUGUCAUGCGAAAUGUACACAGCUGUGAGAACAAAAAAGGACGAGGGAGAAAAUGGAAAGGGCCAGUUGCGGCAGAUGCGGACGAGAGCACAAUGGUCUUGUGUUUUUAAAUGCAGUAUUGCUCUCUGUGAUUUUUUUUCCAGUGCACGACGUUAAUAUAAAGUUACAAAUUUACAAACGCAAAUGAUGCAAUAAAAUACAUGGUUUGCGAAUCGACCCCGAGGACAGUUUACAAGCACUUUAUUUUGUAAGGAGUGAUAAUGAGAUUGUACGAGAUGCAUUCCGACACAUCAACACGAUUGCAUUCCGACGCAUCUGCAAACAUCUGUUUAGUCGGAUAUGCACAAGCAACCAGGAAAUGUCUCUCUAUUGUUGCUUAGCAUGUGUAAACAAAGUGAUUUUUUUUCUGUUCUUGCCACCACUUUCACUCUGCCACAAACUGUUUCUAAAAUAUGGAAAUGUAAUCCACAAAACAUAUCUUUCCGUCAGGAUAAAAAAUAUUCCCAAGUUCCAGAAGAAUGCAUUUUCACUUCUGUUGCAAUUACGCAAGUAAAACUUACUGCAUAUUUAUCCACUCAUUUAAGCAUUUCUGAAUGCCACUUACAUUCCAUUCCUGCUGCACUUGAGAGCACGAGGUGUUGACUGAGUGGAUCUCCUGUCUCGUUAAGUCCGACCAACUGUCAUCACUAUUGCAUCUUAAACGACCCUCAUCAUAGGCCUAGAGCUGCACACCUAAUCUCCUGCAUUCAUGAUGCGUUUAAACAAACAUAAACACUAAGUCAACACCACCAACUGGCGACCAUACUAAGACUAAAGGGAUAUUGUGCAAGUGGUUGUCAUGAUUGCUUGUGUAUGACAAAUUAUAUGAUGUGGGUAUAAAGAAAACACGUACCACAGAUAAAGGUUAAUACACUAGAUUGAUUUUUACCUGAUAUCGGGCUGGUAAGUUUAACUACAUGCAUUAAAUUUUAACCAUAAAGAAAUGCAUAUAUUUAUUUGCUUAUUGAUAUAGUUUUGCUGCAUUUCACAUAAUAACGUAAUGUGUUCAAUGUAAUAACUGAACACCAAUUAGUUUAAGCUUGUUUUGAUAUAUUUGGAUUGUUGCGUUAUUUAAUAAAAGAUUAAACAACCACAUACUUGCAAGGCACUAAUUCUGUUGAUCGGAAACAGGUACACUGAUUUGAGAAAUUAUCCUUGGAAGCUGAAGGCUAUGAAGGCAGUCAGCGCCACCCUAAACACGCGCUUUCACUGGUUAAGAACGCGGAAGAAAUGGGCGGGUCUUGAUAGCUCAGCCCCGCGACCAAUCCCGUUGCGCGAAAUCGAUGAGUGACACGGCGCUGCACACCAAUCAACGCGAUGUAAACCAGCGCGUGAACAACCCACCCAGCUGGGUAUAUAUGCAGCGAUGACAGCUCGCUAAUCCACUGCGUUUGCCUCAAGAGCUCGGCGCAAAGAGGAAAUCUCGCAUACAAAAGCAACUCGCGCAGCGAAACAACUAACCGUUUUUCACAGAAGUGUUAACAUGAAGGCGAUAAGUCCCGUUAGGUCUUUCAGGAAAAAUAACGCGACUAUGACGGAACACAGUCUGGGAAUCACACGGAGCAAGACCCCCGUGGACGAUCCCCUAAGCCUGCUGUACAACAUGAACGACUGCUACUCCAAACUGAAGGAACUGGUGCCCAGUAUCCCGCAGAACAAAAACGUGAGCAAAAUGGAAAUCCUGCAACAUGUCAUCGAUUAUAUCCUGGACCUGCAGAUUGCACUUGACUCCAAUUCGGCGAUCACCAGUCUCCAUCACCCGCGAGCGGAGCAGGGGACGUCCAGAACACCACUGACAACGCUGAACACAGACAUCAGCAUCCUCUCAUUACAGACACCGGAGUUUCAGUCAGACUUGGUCACAGAGGACAGCAGGACACUUUACCGUUAAUCAGGUGUUUGGUUAAGACACAAGAACACACAGGACCUGGGAACUGACUUUUCCUCCAAUUUCUGUUCUCGGUCUGGACUUUUUUCUUUCCUGUAAUUGAAUCAAGAGACGUUUUUGCUUCUAAAAGGACAAUCCAGUUGAUGUGUUAUAAGUUUGGACGUUGAUUAUUUAUCUUCUAAAAAGACUUAUUUGGUCCUUUCUUCAAGAGGAAGAAGCACUAUAUUCCCUGAAAAUAUAAGGGAAACAAAUGAAAAUGACCACAAGGAACCUUUUCUCAACAGUGAGAAGUCGUCUUACUUUUUUCUUUUUCGUGAAGACUGUGUGAAUAGGAGAAAAUGUGGUUAGUUACUGUACAAAGUUUAAGUCUUGUCUUUUUUUGUCAAUUCUUUUGGCACAUGAAGGACUGGACAUUUGAAAAUGACAUGAUGAAACCUUGUGAAAACUCUCUCGAAGAGUGUGUAUAGUUGCAGAAAUUGGACUGUCAGUAUCUGCAAAGUGUUAUACUGUAUGCUGAGACUUUUUAUAAAAGUAAUAUUGUAAAUCAUACCUCCUUUUUAAAUACUAAAUAAAUCAAAUGCUUUAUUUGA